Hyaena hyaena (striped hyena) is the source of this 6815-nucleotide messenger RNA. It is a transcript of the gene MAGI3, whose product is annotated as membrane associated guanylate kinase, WW and PDZ domain containing 3. Lineage: Eukaryota; Metazoa; Chordata; Mammalia; Carnivora; Hyaenidae. Gene Ontology annotation, biological process: signal transduction. Gene Ontology annotation, cellular component: cytoplasm. The record is from RefSeq and is a predicted model, not a curated record. The transcript is spliced from 21 exons. Gene Ontology annotation, molecular function: protein binding. Bases 508 to 4956 code for a protein of 1482 amino acids.
GCUGGGGCAGGCGUUGGUCUCCGCUCUUCGGCUCCGCAGCGGCCGCAAUCGAUCCUGCGACGGGUCUACGCGCGCUUCUGCGCGCCCCCGACGGAUUUUUCCCGUUCCGGCUCUUCCCCCUUCACCUCCCCGCCCCCCUGCUUCUGCCUUUCCCGCCGCUCCGCCGCGGAGCCCGGGGGCCAGCCGGCGGCCGUGACCCCGCCCGAAACCCCUCUGGAGCCGCCCGGGGACAGUUCCCCUCUCCUUUCUUCAGCCUCGCCCGGGUGGCCCGAGCGCAGCCCGGCAGCGCCGGGGAGCGCAGCCGGGAGGGGCGUCCGAGGGGCGUCUCGGGGCUGCGAGCAGCCGGGCCCCCGCGGGCUGCAGUCGGGAGUGGGGGGGGGGGGCGCCGGAGCGGCGAGGCCCCCUCGCCGGGCUGCACGGGCCGCCGGGCCCCCAGGCUGAGAGGGGGCCGGAGCGGCGCCCCCGCCGCCCGCGCGGGGUCUCCCCCAUGGUGCAGCGGGGGUCGGGAUGUCGAAGACGCUGAAGAAGAAGAAGCACUGGCUCAGCAAGGUGCAGGAGUGCGCGGUGUCCUGGGCCGGGCCCCCGGGCGACUUGGGCGCUGAGAUCCGGGGCGGCGCGGAGCGCGGCGAGUUCCCCUACCUGGGGCGGCUCCGGGAAGAGCCCGGCGGGGGCACCUGCUGCGUCGUCUCGGGCAAGGCGCCCAGCCCAGGGGAUGUGCUGCUGGAGGUGAACGGGACGCCUGUCAGCGGGCUCACCAACCGGGACACCCUGGCUGUCAUCCGCCACUUCCGAGAGCCCAUCCGUCUCAAGACUGUGAAGCCGGGUAAAGUCAUUAAUAAAGAUUUGCGACAUUACCUGAGUCUUCAGUUUCAGAAAGGAUCCAUUGACCACAAAUUGCAGCAAGUGAUCAGAGAUAAUCUCUACUUGAGAACCAUUCCAUGCACUACGAGGGCCCCCAGGGACGGGGAAGUACCAGGGGUGGACUAUAAUUUCAUUUCUGUUGAACAGUUCAAAGCACUGGAAGAGAGUGGAGCGUUAUUAGAAAGUGGAACGUAUGAUGGAAACUUCUAUGGAACUCCCAAGCCUCCAGCAGAACCCAGCCCUUUCCAGCCAGAUCCAGUGGAUCAGGUCCUGUUUGAUAAUGAGUUUGACACAGAAUCCCAAAGAAAGCGAACCACAUCUGUCAGCAAGAUGGAGCGAAUGGACAGCUCUCUUCCGGAAGAGGAAGAAGAUGAGGACAAGGAGGCUGUUAACGGCAGUGGAAAUGCGGAAAACAGAGAGAGGCAUUCUGAGUCCUCUGACUGGAUGAAGACUGUCCCGAGUUACAACCAAACAAAUAGCUCCAUGGACUUCAGAAAUUAUAUGAUGAGAGACGAGAACCUGGAACCUCUACCCAAAAACUGGGAAAUGGCCUACACCGACACGGGGAUGAUCUACUUCAUUGACCACAAUACCAAGACAACCACCUGGUUGGAUCCUCGUCUUUGUAAGAAAGCCAAAGCCCCUGAAGACUGUGAAGACGGAGAACUUCCUUAUGGCUGGGAGAAAAUCGAGGACCCUCAGUAUGGGACAUACUACGUCGAUCACCUUAACCAGAAAACCCAGUUUGAAAAUCCAGUGGAAGAAGCUAAAAGGAAAAAGCAGUUAGGACUGGCUGAUCCUGGGUCUUCAAAACCAGAUAUAGAAAAAUCCCACUUCACUCGAGAUCCAUCACAGCUGAAAGGCAUCCUUAUUCGAGCAUCAUUGAAGAAAAGCACAAUGGGAUUUGGCUUUACCAUUAUUGGUGGAGACAGGCCUGAUGAGUUCCUACAAGUGAAAAAUGUACUGAAAGAUGGUCCUGCAGCUCAAGACGGCAAAAUUGCACCAGGUGAUGUUAUUGUGGACAUCAAUGGCAACUGUGUCCUCGGUCACACCCAUGCAGACGUUGUCCAGAUGUUCCAGUUGGUGCCUGUCAGUCAGUAUGUAAGCCUCACUCUGUGUCGUGGCUAUCCACUCCCUGAUGACCAUGAAGAUCCUGUUGUGGACAUCGUUGCUGCUACGCCUGUCAUCAAUGGACAGUCACUGACCAAGGGAGAGACUGGCGUGAGCACUCAGGACUGUAAGUCAGGAGCAGUGGCUCUGGACCAGAAUGGAAAACCGGGACACGCCUUGAUCAGUGACCGUCUCAAUGGACCGUCAGAUCCGAGUGAGCAGAGAGCAUCGAUGGCAUCAUCGGGCAGCUCCCAGCCGGAACUAGUGACUAUCCCUCUGAUUAAGGGCCCUAAAGGCUUUGGGUUUGCAAUUGCUGACAGCCCAACGGGACAGAAGGUCAAAAUGAUAUUGGAUAGUCAGUGGUGUCAAGGCCUACAGAAGGGGGAUAUAAUUAAGGAGAUUUACCAUCAAAAUGUGCAGAAUCUAACACAUCUCCAAGUGGUAGAGGUGCUAAAGCAGUUUCCAGUAGGUGCAGACGUACCAUUGCUUAUCUUAAGAGGAGGUCCUCCUUCACCAACUAAAACUGCCAAAAUGAAAACAGAUAAGAAGGAGAAUUCAGGAAGUUUGGAGGCCAUAAAUGAGCCCAUUCCCCAGCCUAUGCCUUUUCCACCCAGCAUUAUCAGGUCAGGAUCCCCGAAAUUGGAUCCUUCUGAGGUCUACCUGAAAUCUAAGACCUUAUAUGAAGAUAAACCACCAAACACCAAAGACUUGGAUGUUUUUCUUCGGAAGCAGGAGUCCGGGUUUGGCUUCCGGGUACUGGGAGGAGAAGGGCCAGACCAGUCUAUAUACAUUGGGGCCAUCAUUCCUCUGGGCGCAGCUGAGAAAGACGGCAGGCUCCGUGCAGCCGAUGAGCUGAUGUGCAUUGAUGGGAUUCCUGUGAAAGGGAAGUCACACAAACAAGUCUUGGACCUCAUGACAACAGCUGCUCGAAAUGGCCACGUGCUAUUAACUGUCCGAAGAAAGAUCUUCUGUGGUGAGAAACAACCUGAGGACGACAGCUCGCAAGCCUUCCUUUCAGCACAGAACGGCUCUCCCCGCCUGACCCGAGCAGAGGCCCCAGCCAGGCCGGCCCCACAGGAGGCCUAUGAUGUGGUCUUGCACCGAAAGGAGAAUGAAGGAUUUGGCUUCGUCAUCCUCACCUCCAAAAGCAAGCCGCCUCCAGGAGUAAUUCCUCAUAAAAUUGGCCGAGUCAUAGAAGGAAGUCCAGCCGACCGCUGUGGAAAACUGAAAAUUGGAGAUCACAUCUCCGCGGUGAACGGGCAGUCCAUUGUCGAACUAUCUCACGAUAACAUCGUGCAGCUGAUCAAAGAUGCCGGUGUCACUGUCACACUAACAGUCGUUGCUGAGGAAGAGCAUCAUGGUCCGCCGUCAGGAACGAACUCAGCCAGGCAGAGCCCAGCCCCGCAGCACAGACCCAUGGGACAGUCACAGGCCAACCACAUACCUGGGGACAGGAGUGUUCUAGAAGGUGACACUGGGAAAGAUGUCUCCACUUCUUACAGACACUCGUGGUCUGACCACAAGCACCUCGCCCAGCCUGACACCGCCAUGAUUUCGGUUGUAGGCGGCCGGCACAAUCAGAGCCUCGGCUGUUACCCGGUGGAGCUGGAGCGAGGGCCCCGGGGCUUCGGCUUCAGCCUCCGCGGGGGGAAGGAGUACAGCAUGGGGCUGUUCAUCCUGCGCCUGGCCGAGGAGGGCCCCGCCAUCAAAGACGGCAGGAUCCACGUCGGCGACCAGAUCGUUGAAAUCAAUGGGGAACCUACCCAAGGCAUCACGCACACUCGAGCAAUUGAGCUCAUUCAGGCUGGUGGGAAUAAAGUUCUUCUGCUUUUGAGGCCUGGGACUGGCCUGAUACCUGACCACGGUGAUUGGGAUAUUAAUAAUAAUCCUUCAUCUUCAAAUGUGAUUUAUGAUGAGCAGUCACCAUUUCCCCCAGCUUCACAUUCUGCUUCCAUAUCCGAGGAACCCCCCCUGCCAAUAACUGAAGAAUCUCUAAUGAGAGUUCAGAUGGGUGAAAAGACAGAGGAAUUAAAGGGCGGUGUGCCUGAAAAGAAAAGCACUUUAAACAAAAAUCAGCCUGAUAAAAAGCACUCUCUUCUCCAGAAAAAUGUGAAUAGAAGGGAUCCCCCCGGCAGUCAUGGGCACGGUGACAGGAAAACUCUCUUAAAAGUAGAAAACGGCAUUCCACAAAGAGGUCGAUCUGCUAGUCCCAGGAAGCCAGCCGGCCGCUGCGCCGGAGAGCGGUCAGAGGAGAUUCCCGGGCCUCCCACGACCGACCCCAGGAGGAGACCCCGAGAUCGAUCCCUGAGCCCCAGGAAAGGGGACAGUAAAAGUGGUCAGCUUGGCCCCAGGGCAGGUUCUGGACAAGAUCACUGCGGAAAAAGCAGAGGACGAUCGUCAAGCCCAAAGAAGCAGCCAAAGACUGAAGGAAGCAAAGGCCGAUCAAACGCUGAAGCUGGAGGAUUAGCGUCUGAGAGUCAGAGAGGAGGGGGCCGCGCCAGGGACAGGGCUGCGCAGAUGGCCGCCGGCGGGGAACAGUCCGGUGCUGCCCGGAAGGACACAAAGCAGAGCCAGUCUGGGAAAAAUAGAACAAGGUCUCCAGAGAAAAGAAGCAAGAGAAUGGAUGAAAAGUCUCUUCCGCCCCAAAAGACUGGGGACGCCGCUGGUAGGCCAGUGUCGGAGCAGGAAGCAGGAGGGCAGGCCAGCUCGGGAGAGACCAGUUCUGGCAAAGAGAAGACAGGAGAAAGUGUCAAAACAUCAGAAAAGAAGCUGAAGCAGGCGCCCGAAGACAGGAUGGUUCUAAACAAACUGGAGGAGCCCCGAGGACAAGAACAAGGGGCCGCCGCCAAGAGCAGGGAGGGCGGAGGGUGCCACCCUGAGAGUGCAUCUUCCGCCAGGAAACCACCCAUCACCCCAGGGCCGUGGAAGGUGCCAAGUGCACAGAAAGCCACAGGCACUGCUGGUGUGGCCGACAAACGGCUUUGACCUUUGGCAUAAAGAAAAACAAGUCCUAAUCUUUACUGACUAGAAAGCACCAUUUUUCAAAAACAAAACAAAAAAGUCAUUUUUUUCAGAAAUCCUGAAACACAUUUUGAUUUGAGCAUCAAGGCACCCAGGCUACAUGCAGGGCCCUCAGGAUUGCUAAGAACCCACCUCUGUCCCCCGGCUGGCUGCCCUCCCCUGCUCGGGGGCCCAGCCCGUCGUCGUGAGUGUCCCAGCAAGUGACCCCCGCUGAGGUGCCCACGGUGUGGUCACAACUCCCUUUAUAUCCGUGCCAAGUUAUCUUCUGUAUCAUGUCUGUUGUGUCUGUCUCCCUCAGAUAAUUCCAGUCAUGAAAAAACUAGGUUUGGCUUGGAAGUCGAUAUUCUCAAUAGCAUGCUGCAUGUUUAUAGAGAGAUAGAUUUGAGUCCUUGCAGAAGGGGUCAUUAGCUCACCAUGAAAGAUGGCCGUUGCCCCUUCUUGGCCUGGGCCCGGUUUAAAAAAUGAAACUUCAAAACAUCACUACUGAAAAGGAAAACAAGCUGUAGUCAAAUACCGACACUUUCUUCCAGCUUUUAAUCCGGCUGGAUAAGGUAUUCCGAGUAACUUUAAAGACACCACUUACAGCUGAAUGUUCAAAAUGAAACCAUCCUUUCCUCAGUGGAGAGGUCACCUGCUGCUGUGUCAGCCGGCCCUGACGCGGUCUUAGCGUCUCAGGUUGCCCCUUUCCUUCACUUAUGUCAUUACGAAACCAGAAAGCAGCCUGUGGAAAUCGUGCUCACGGCUGUUCAGAGAAAGCUACCCAUUUCUGUUUCUGGAUAUUUAGGUUGGACCUACUACUAAUUUAUUCAUUUAGCUGGAGAGUCCAGACCCCAGACAGACAGACUGUGAGGGACUCCGUCCUGGAACAGUUUGGCAGUCCAUUGGCCAGAUCAGGAGCAGCUCAUUCUGGUAGCAGCCCUACAAGUUCAGGGGCUUAGAGGCAGAACCUCCGUAAGCUCUGUUCGGCAAAACGACAGACAUGGCGGUAGACAGAACUUGCUAGAUCUUAUUUUAAUUUCUAGCAACAUUAACUUAUUGAAGAAAUGAGCAAGGGAGAUUAAACAUUUGCUUAGCCUGUACACAUUUUCGGAGUUCUUCUUAAAGGCCUAGUGAAAGCUGUCUGUCAGGAGGUGGAGACCAUGCUGAACUCCGUAAGACACACCCAGGUUUUCAGUCCCCUGAAGCAGCAUUCAGUAGCGACUAUAAAUAAAGGAACAAUCUCAGAACAAAACCAUUUUAUGGAGUAUUUGAACACCCCUGUUCUGUCACCUGGGUUCAUCUUGUUAUUGUGUCCUUCCUUCUCAGAGUUCGACUGUGAAAGUCUUUAAUGAAAAACAAUCUGCCCCUGUAGCUAAGACGUGCUUCCCAGAGUGAGAUUUUUGAAAUCCCCUUUCAUCCAGAACUAUAUUUACCCACCUGUUGUAACUACUUGAAUAGAGGAAAAUUAGGCGGCUUGAUAAAUGCUAAGAAUUUAGUACCACAGAAAUGAUUUAUUUUCCCGAUAGUCCACAAUUAGUGAUAAAGAUCCUAUUUUUAUUGUUAACUGUGACAUAACUUUGAUGUUGUCAGUCUGACGUGGCUCUUUUCUUUCUAAGUAACCUGUCACUGUACUUAUACUGACUUAGCAAUGUGGCCUUGGAAUGCUAAGCAAAUACGGAUGUACUGGUUGUAAAUGUUUAUAUACUGUACAGUACCUUUAUAUAUACACUUGAGGUUCUGAUUAGAGACAGAGAUCUGUAAAUCGCUCGUUAUUUUUUAUAUAGAUAUUAAAAAAACAAAACCAAAAAACUGUUUAUGGCCUGCAUUUAUUUUGCUGCCGGGUU